CACACUUGUGACAUUGUCGUAUUUGUAUACGUGUAAGCGUGUAACGUAGCUGAAAUUAUAAAUUUGUUAUCUGUGCUGUUAUUUUGUAGUAAAAAAAAAACUCAAAAUGCCAAAAUGGCUGAAUUAAAGUUUGCAUUGUAAUAUUUUUAGAAUUUGCUUACUAAACAGAAGAAAAAAUAAAAAAUACUUAUCUGUUAAAAUAGGUGAAAUACUAAUUAUGAUAGUUUCAGUUUAUAUCUUACAUUAAUAACCCGUACCCUUUGUCUUAAUAAUGAGUGACAAUACCAACGAGUCGACCGAAGUGUCUGAGAAGCCGGUUCAAGAAAACGAUGAUGUUAAAUUCCCGCCCUUCCCUGAUCCAACUGAUGAAGACUUUGAAGAUGACAUACCAGAGGAGGAGCGAAUUUACUAUAAAAAUAAAUUCAAAGACUUGAAUACAAUAACAAGUGCAAGAUUACACUGUUCUGCUUGUGAUCGACAUUUGGGAUGCUCAGCACGCAACGAAAGUCGAAUGCGUCCACAUCCUAUGCUUCGCACCCUAGUGUGUAAUUCUUGUCACACAUUUUACAAUAGUGGAGAGUUUGAAAAAGGUGAUGAUGGUUCAGAACUGUAUUGUCGCUGGUGUGGACAGGGAGGGCAAGUCUAUUGCUGUUCAGACUGUCCACACGUUUUUUGUGCAAAAUGUAUAAGAAGAAAUUUAGGUAAUCCUAAAAUAAAAGAAAUAGAAGAAUUGGAUGAUUGGAAAUGUUUUAAAUGUAAUAAUAAAUGUUUAUGGGAUCUUCGUGCCAUUUGUUGGGCUGCUAUUCGUUACUGCGACUUAAAAAACAAAAUUACAUAUGAAACUCAGGAUUUGGUUUUAAAGGAAGCAUAUCAAAAAAACUGUGCUCAAGAUCAUUCUGAAUGUUGUAAGAAUAAAACGAGAAAAAAAGAAUCAAAAAAGAAGGAAGCAGAAUCUACUCCAACAACAAGAAAAUCAAUUACUACUUCUUUGAUUUCUAAAAUACCACCAACUAUACAAGUAAAGAAAUUUGCUUCAAUAAAUAUGGAAGAAGCUCUGAGUAUAAAAUCAGAAAAGAAACCACAAAAACGCCCAUUAAGUCCUAAACCAAAAACUAUAUUGAUCAAGAACCCUAUUGCAAUAUCAUCCAAGAUGGUUAGUCAGAUGGGACCGAUGCCUAAAAAGAUAAGAAUACAAAACUCUACAGUGUUAAAUCCAGUUCGAUUUAACAAUGAUAAAAAUAUAUCAAAGACGUACAAUAACUGUUCAAGAAUACGACCUAAGGCGCCAGUGCCUAUCAUGUACAAUGGUUACAACAAUGCACCCACAUUCGUCAGUGACAAUAUUAAUUUAUCAAUUGAAAGUCUAACACAGGGUUUGGACAUGUCGGCUGUUGCAGCGAUUGCAGGCAGUUCUAACGAUGAUGAUGUUGUUUGCACACCAGAUUUCCCUCUCGAACCAUUAUGCGAGGUAACAGAAGACAAUGGUGACGAUGAUGUUCAAUGCAUGACACCCAGUCCGGUCAUUCCACCAAAGGUAGCUCCUCCGCCGCUAAUAGUACGUAAUAAUAAUUCGCUACCAGACUUAAGUCCAGAAAACAUCGUGCAGAUGACGGAAAACGAUGUCACAGUCAAUAUGACUACAGGUGGCCUAAAGUUCCGAGUGGAUCCGCAAACAUUGUCAUCUAACAAAAUGUAUCGCCUUCCUGAUGGGCGCAUAUUUGCAAUAAAUGCAAAUCCUAGUAUGCCAGGAGGAUAUUCGGCUACGAUUGUCGCUUUAACGGACAAUAACUCGACAAAAGUCACGUCUAAGGGUACUACAUUUGCUGCAAAACUAAGUGCAGUGUCUGCACAAACUGCAACACCCCCUCCAUUAAAAUAUGCUAGUCGCAAUCAAACGAGUCGCUGUCCAAAUAAACGCUCUACUCCUAAAUCUGUUAAAGUCAACCGUGGAACUGAUACAUCUAGAAUUUGUGACUUAAAUGUUCCUGUGGAAUGGUAUCGCUACAAUUUGAUAGAUGCUAUUGAUGCUUUAGAGUAUUCUUUGUCUAGAUUACAUCAAUUGAAAAUAAAUGCCACCACCAUGCACUUACGAACUCGUUCCUUGAAUGAAAUGAGAAACUUACAUCGGUCGUUGGAGCAAUCGCUGAAUACGUCGAUGACAAGAUUUAAGGAAAUACGUGAUAAUUUGAAUAAAGAGUUUAAACAAUAUAUUACGAAAAAAACUAGCAGCAACAUCAGCGAUGACGACGACGUCGAAAUAUUACAUGAGGAUGAAAAUGACGAUCCAAUUUUCAUUGAUGAAAAUUCACUCGAAUCUAACGCACACGAUAACCAGGAGGUUGACUUAACGGCUGUAGGAAGCAGUGACUUUAACGACAGUAAUGAAAGAUCGUCAGAUAAAAAUGAAGUAUCAAGAAAUGAACCUGAUAAUUUGAACCCUGAUGAUAGUACCUUCUUGAAAAUUAAUGAGAUUGUAGCAGCUCACAAUUUAGACAGUAAACAAAAUGAUAUUCGAGAAUAUGAAAAUGUAAAUGAUAGUGUUUGCAAUACGUUGGAAAAAAAACUGGGUGUUAAGAAAUUUAGUGAAAGUCAGCAAAAAGAACCAAAAGAAAAUGGAAAUGAUCAGAAAUGUGACAAAGAAUCUUUGAACAAUAUUGUUUGUGAGACAGACAAGAACUCCAGUAACACUGAUAACAUUAAAAAAAUAGAUGAGGAUAUCUUAAGUGAAAAUGUACCUUCUUUGGUAAAUGACAGAAAGGGUCAAGACUCUGAAAUGAGUGAGGAAAUGAUAGAAAAUUUAUUAAAAGACGAUAAUACAGGCAAUGAUAACGAAACUCAAAACACUCAUUCAUUGGAUAUUAAAGAUAAAGUAUGUGAUGAUCUAACUUCUGAAAAAGAUUAAAUACAUUAUAGAAAUAAGUUAAAUGCACAUGAGGUAACUCCUAUAGUUUAUAAGCUAAUUGUGGGGAUAAUUAAGAAUAUUAAUACAUUUAAUAUUAAUAAAAAUCAUAAAAGUACUAUUUCAUUGUCUAUCUUUUAAGUAAAUAAUUAAGUAGAAAAAAUUGGGAGUUUUGUUACUGUAAAUGCUUUUGUAGGUACUUCUAUAACUUCAAUUGUCUUUUUAUAAUUAUAGUUGAGAAUUAUAACAAUAGUUGAGAAGA
Melitaea cinxia (Glanville fritillary) is the source of this 3161-nucleotide messenger RNA. RefSeq lists its product as uncharacterized. The coding region runs from base 272 to 2902 and encodes 876 amino acids. The transcript is spliced from 9 exons. NCBI's taxonomy places the organism in Eukaryota, Metazoa, Arthropoda, Insecta, Lepidoptera, Nymphalidae. The record is from RefSeq and is a predicted model, not a curated record.